Messenger RNA from Peniophora sp. CBMAI 1063, 441 nucleotides. The record is from the annotation of a GenBank genome assembly. NCBI's taxonomy places the organism in Eukaryota, Fungi, Basidiomycota, Agaricomycetes, Russulales, Peniophoraceae.
AUGGUACCCACUCCACGUUUUCAUCCGCAUCACUCCGUCCGCAGAGGAGACUAUCUAGCCACCCAACUCGAGACCACGACCAAGCGCGAAUGCUCGAGGUCGAAGGGAAGGAUCUGUCGGGACGAUGAUAGCAAGGACUGUGACAUGCAACCCUGGGCUCGUUCAUCAAAUGGCGUAGUUAUGUCGGCGAAGGACGUUCUCACACGCCACCGCAAGACUUGCGCGAAGUGGAAGGCCAACAACCCGGGCGUAGUGCCGGGAAAGGGAACAGGAAAGGGGAAGGGGAAGGGGAAGGCGCAGGCGAAGGGAAAGGCGCAGGCGAAGGGAAAGGCACAGGCGAAGGGAAAGGCGAAGGCGACGGGAAAGGCGCAGGCGAAGGGAAAGGCGAAGAAGGGCGGAUCUGGAAGCGCCAAGGCAGGACCGUCGCGCUUGGCCGCCUAG